Molecule: messenger RNA, 2900 nt
Organism: Gracilinanus agilis (Agile Gracile Mouse Opossum)
Lineage: Eukaryota; Metazoa; Chordata; Mammalia; Didelphimorphia; Didelphidae
Gene: MAVS
Product: mitochondrial antiviral signaling protein
Exons: 8
Coding region: 154-1584 (476 amino acids)
Source: RefSeq, a predicted model, not a curated record
GCUGCUCUCCCUGGGCCCAUCGAGGUGACCAGGACCUUUGGGAGGUGAGGCUUUACCCGAAGAAUGAAGCUCUGACAAGGCAGCUGCAGGCCCUCGAGUCCCCACGCCUGGCCCGCUCUCCCGCUCUCCUGACGGAAAAGGGCCUGCGCCGCCAUGACUCUGGCCGAGGACCGAACCGAGCAGUACAUUCGCUUCCAUCUCAGUGACUUCUUCCGUAUCGACGUCCUGGAGAUCCUGUCCCACCUGCCCUGCCUCACCGUCGCUGACCAGGAUGAGAUCCGAGCCUUCCACGAGCGCCACGGCAACCGGCACAGCGUGUGGAAGCUCUUCGAGCACCUCCGGAAGCGCUCCAACUGGGUGACCUUCCUCAUCGCCGCCCUCAACGAGUGCGAGCUGGCCGAUCUGGCCCACGUCAUCGCCAGCGUCUACGCCGCCAACCAGCCCCGGUCCCGGAGCCAUCCUGUUCCACCCGGGGUCCCAGACAGAAACGCCCAGGCGUCCCCGAACACCCCGCCACCUCCUGGCCCCCCGGAGCCCCCCCCACCUGCACAGGCAGCCAGCCCUCUGCCCGACAGCCUCUACAAUGGUUACCCAGAAGAGGCGAGGAGUGAGGAGGCUAAGAGAGGCCCCGGAGUCCCCGUCCAGGACUCGCAGCAGGCUGGGUUCAAGACAGGGGGCUCAGGGGCAGCCCCGAAUCCUGCCCACUCUGGGGACACAUCCAGGAACCCCCGAAGCUCCCCUGGACACUCUCCUUCCUCAGCUCCUGUCCCUGCAGUGACGGGGAAACCCCCCAAGGCUCGUGGAGGAUCGGGGGACGGCCCCCCAGCUAGCAUCAAGGGUCCUCCCAGAGGCCCCCUCUCUCCUUCGGCCUCCUUCGUGCCUCGCUCCACGCAGAAGGCCGGCCCGCUGUCUGCGCCUCAGCCGCCCCCUCCAGCACCGGAGGACCCCGAGAAGCCGCCGGGCCUGCCCGCCACCAGGAUCCCCGGGCCUCCCAAGGUAACGUGGGCCUCCCUCCGCAGCGGGCCCCGGCCUCUCUUUUCCUUGCAGGCACCAUCUUCGGCCCCGAAGUUCCCCAGCUCUUCCCGGCCUGCUCCCUCCUCGAACCCUGGGCCGGCCCCGUUGGGGCUUCCCAGUGUGGAAGAGGACAUGAGCAAACCGGGGGUGCUUCUGUCAACGCCUGACCCCCCCUACUCUGGCGGCUCUGAGCGCCUUUUAUUCGACAGCUCUCUGAGCGGGGGGUCCCUCCACAGCCCCAGCUCAGAGAACACCCCUGAGGAGAACGACUACUUCUCCGUCACCAACAUGCCUUCCCUCGGGAAACCGGGGCCUGCUGGCUCCCCCAAACAGCCUGGGGGCUCCGAGAACCCCUCCCUGAGAACCUUUGAGCUCCAAGUUAGUGAGAGGCCUGGCGCGGACCUCCACGCAGGCCAUCCUGGAUCGGGUCCCACAUCCAGCGCCGCCGCAGCCUCGGCCAGCCCCGAGCCCAAGCCGGGGGGCUCCUGGGGCGUGUGGAUGGGCUCGGCCGUGGCCGCGGCGCUCUUCUCCAUGGCCUUGGCCUUCCUGUACAGGCGCAUCCAGAGAUAAGGAGCCUCCAAGGGGCCCAGCCAGGGUUGGGGAGAGGCCUCACACCACUAGAUGGUGUGCAGAGGCUUGGGGGGGUCUCGGACCCUCACCCCAGGCCGGGUGACUGAUGCCCGCGUGCCUGUUUUCUCAUCUGUCCUCGCUCAGUCGUGGCCAACUUCUGGGACCCUCCGUGGAGUUUUCUUGGCAAAGAUCCCGGAGUGGUUGGCCAUUUCCUUCUUGUUACAGAUGAGGAAACUGAGGCAGAUGGGCUUAGUGACUCGCCCAGGGCCACCCAGCUAGCAAGUGUCUGCAAUUAGUGCCUUAGAGCCCUGGGCCUAGAGAGCUCCCAGUGCAUCCCCGUCCUCACACUUUGUGCCUGGAGCUGGCCAAGGGGUCCGGCUGUUCCCUGGCCUCUGGACAGUGUCUGGCCAGUCAUGACGGCUCCAGAAGGGCCUGAAUGACCGACCUAGGAGGGAGAGAGAGAGAGAGAAGAGCCCCUGCGGGAGGCGAGCCCCCCAUCAGUGUGUGCUGCCCCCCUCAGCUCCUCGGCCCUCUUACUGAGUGACUGCCCCCGCCCCCCCCAGCUAGGUCUGCCAAAUGAGAACCCUUCAGGGACCCCUGCCUCCCGCCCUGUGCCUUCCCCUCCGCCAGGGGCUCUCCACGGCUGCCCCAGGCCCAGGCGAGCUCCCUCUGGGCUGCUGCUCAUCCCCCCAAGCUCCCCCCCAUCCCCUUCAGUCACCGCUUCAUUCCUCCUCCCCUCUGGCUCAUGCCCAUCUUCUCAGGCCACAGGUGGGGAGUGGGAGGUCUUGGGUUCCGAUGAGGCUCUGCCUUCUCAGGUCCUUAGACAGGCCACUUGCUGGGCCUCAGUUUCUUCAGCUGUCACACAAGGAUUAGCUGGGCUCCAGACGGGGCUCCCCCAUCCGUUCUAGACACCACCAACAGAUUAACACUCAACAGCUGCUGCCUGAGAGCCCGCACCUGUGCUGCUCUGUUGAGGGGGGGCCCCCCAUCUCUCCAGCAUUCAGGGCAGCCCCCCUCCGAGAGGGCCCCCCCCAUCUCUCCAGCCUCCCCCAGCAUUCAGGGCCCACUCGGUUUGUGCUUGUUACUUUGGCUCCCAGCAGCCCCGGGGGUGCCCUCGCUAGUGUCCCGUCCUCCUCCCAGGACCCCUGCUGGCACCUGUGACAAGGCCACCAUCCUGGGGAGAUCUCUGGAAGCGGGGGUUUCCGCCAGGACCCCCUGGAGCCGGCAAGCCAAGGCUGACAGGAAAGGCCGGUGGGCUGCGGGGAUCCCUGUGCAUUGCUUGUCGUAUCUACAAUAAAGCGGUUUGGAGACAUUGA